Saxophila tyrrhenica is the source of this 648-nucleotide messenger RNA. RefSeq lists its product as uncharacterized. Gene Ontology annotation, molecular function: nuclear import signal receptor activity. The transcript has a single exon. The record is from RefSeq and is a predicted model, not a curated record. Lineage: Eukaryota; Fungi; Ascomycota; Dothideomycetes; Mycosphaerellales; Extremaceae. Gene Ontology annotation, cellular component: cytosol; nucleus. The coding region runs from base 1 to 648 and encodes 215 amino acids. Gene Ontology annotation, biological process: protein import into nucleus.
AUGUUCGGCCUCAUAAUUUCCGGCCGUCCGCCAGACGCCUCUCCCCAGGCCAUCACCGAGACGCAAUAUGCCUUCCGCAUCCCUCCGGAGCCUCCAUUCCAUCACAUUGUCGUCUUCUUGCUUCCCGGUACCCAGCUGCCCCCGGGCACGGCCGCAACCGUCUACGUGCAAAUCCCGCCAUCUACAGAGUUCAAGCUGCUCGGCGGCAUCGGUCCGGGUAAGGAGAGUGCCAUCUUCAAAGUCAGUGGCGUCAAAGCUGGGCCUGGAGCUGGAAACGCUGGUGAUGAAGAUGCGAUGGUCGACGACCCUUCUUCUGCUCCCGCGGGAUCUUCGCAGGCUGUCGGUGGGGAUAUAGCGGUUGGUAUCUCCAUUGAGCCCGCUGCGCAGGUCGAGCAACAGCUGGCCACUCUUAAAUCCUCUCAAGCAUCCACUACUGAUCCCUCAACGGCCAUGGUUCGGACCAAUGCUGGACCACCGGGCCAAGUAACUACGAAAGUGCUUGCACAAAGGAUCAUUGGGAAUGCGUUUAAUUUCCUGGCAAGCUUUGGGAGCGAGACGGUGCCUCUUAAAGCUUUCCAGGACUGGUGGACGAAGUUUGAGAAGAAAGUCGAGCUGGAUCCGAGCUUUCUUGAGAGGGAGCAAGGAUGA